This is a messenger RNA of Spea bombifrons (plains spadefoot toad), 1068 nucleotides long. RefSeq names its product jumonji domain containing 8 (gene JMJD8). Bases 233 to 1039 code for a protein of 268 amino acids. The record is from RefSeq and is a predicted model, not a curated record. Gene Ontology annotation, cellular component: cytoplasm. The transcript is spliced from 10 exons. Lineage: Eukaryota; Metazoa; Chordata; Amphibia; Anura; Pelobatidae.
UCAGUGUCCGGGAGAAGGCGCUGAAUGGUGCCGGGGCUGGGAAGUUUCCGCGACCCGCUGGGGAUCAUCAGGCGGCUCCACAUCAUCCGAACAGAAGCGGGGGGGUGAGUGUAGGGGCUGCCCGGGAUCCAGCAUCCUCACCCCGCAAGAGCACCACCGCAGCCCCGGGUUCUGCGCGCGGCCCCCCCGGUGCCGUGGCUGGGUCCGGCCCCCGUGUGCUGGAGUCUUGGGGAUGGCGUUGGGGGCCCGGCUGCUCCUGCUGCUCCUGCUGCUCCAAGUCCUGUUACCCCUGGCGGUGCCGGAAUACCCCGAGGAGGAUGGCGGCUGGGAGAUGAAUCGUUACGCGUCGGUGCAGGAAGAGGAGCGAUGUACGGUGGAGAAGGUGGACGCCUCCAUUUCCUACGCGGAGUUCAUGCACCGGUACGCGUACGGCAGACCCGUCAUCCUCCGGGGGAUCACAGAUAACGCGGCGUUCCGCUCUCUUUGCACCAAGCGGAAUCUUCUCCGGGAGUACGGGGAGCGGAGGGUCCGGCUGAGUACGGCCAACACCUAUUCCUAUGAAAAGGUCGACGUGCCGUUCCGGGAAUUCGUGGACCAUUUAUUGAAACCCCAGGAUCUAAACUCACUGGGCUGUGACACCCUCUAUUUUUUCGGGGACAAUAACUUCACGGAGUGGGGCGCCCUGUUCCAGAGAUACACCCCGCCACCGUUCCGGAUCCCGGGCACAAGCGGCGCGUACAGCUUUGGGAUUGCCGGCUCUGGCACAGGGGUUCCGUUUCACUGGCACGGCCCCGGAUACUCUGAAGUCAUAUACGGCAGGAAGCGCUGGUUUCUCUAUCCUCCCGAUAGGACGCCGGAAUUCAAUCCGAAUAAAACAACCCUCUCCUGGCUGCUGGACAUUUACCCCUUCCUCCCCGAGACGGAGCGCCCCGUCGAGUGCACCAUACGGCCGGGCGAGGUGCUGUAUUUCCCCGACCGCUGGUGGCACGCCACGCUCAACCUGGACACCAGCGUCUUCAUCUCCACGUUCCUCGGAUGAGCGAAGGCCGCGGGUCCGGCUUCCCCCGC